Sclerotinia borealis F-4128 is the source of this 384-nucleotide messenger RNA. Lineage: Eukaryota; Fungi; Ascomycota; Leotiomycetes; Helotiales; Sclerotiniaceae. The record is from the annotation of a GenBank genome assembly.
AUGGCGACCCGUCCCUGUGGAACAGGAAACCAAGAUGUCGAAAUGAAGGACAUUGGCGGCUCAGCAGAGGCCACAGACAAUCAGGAUAUGAAGAUGAAACAAAGCGGGCGUCCAACACUGAGCGCAGAGCAAAUAUCGGAUCCUCGAGAGAGCCGUCGGGCGCAAAAAAUAAACAAAAACAAGAAGCGACUAGCUAGACGGGAAUUUGAAAAAAGGUUCGAAAAAUUAAGCAUUGCGACGAAGGUGCAGAAGAAGAAUGAACCAGAGGAGGAACGGAAACACAAGGGGAUCGAGGAACAUUUGGCGAUGCUGAAUAUGAAGGAGGGCGAGGAUCAGAAUAAGGGUGGAAAGGGAAACAAAGAUGGAAUGGGUGGAAGUGGAUGA